Molecule: messenger RNA, 1165 nt
Organism: Euleptes europaea (tarantolino)
Lineage: Eukaryota; Metazoa; Chordata; Lepidosauria; Squamata; Sphaerodactylidae
Gene: ST8SIA6
Product: ST8 alpha-N-acetyl-neuraminide alpha-2,8-sialyltransferase 6
Exons: 8
Coding region: 6-1070 (354 amino acids)
Biological process (GO): oligosaccharide metabolic process; N-glycan processing
Molecular function (GO): alpha-N-acetylneuraminate alpha-2,8-sialyltransferase activity
Source: RefSeq, a predicted model, not a curated record
GAGGGAUGAGAUCCCUCCAGUUGCCCUUCACCUCUCUCCAACUUGCUCCUCAGAUGGCUGCCAACAGAACAACUCCUAAUCAGACCGGAAUUCAGAAGCCAGAGCAAGCCUCCAAAUGCAAAGAGAUGUGGAGUAACAGUUGGGCAGCAUCCGUCAAGAGGAAAAGGUAUGCAGAAGACUAUUAUUUGCAGGUUGUUGGAAAACUACAGAACUGCACAUGGAACAAGAGGCCACAAGAAUAUGCCAAGUUCAAGUCAGAGCUUGCCUCGUGCUGUGAUGCUGCUCACAACUUUAUCACUUCUCAAAACAACACCCCGCUGGGAAGCAACAUGAGCUAUGAGGUGGACAAUAAAAAAACCAUCCACAUCACAGAGGAAAUAUUCAGGAUGCUGCCUGAAUCUCAGCCUCUGGAGCACCCCUUCAAGAACUGUGCAGUGGUUGGAAAUGGAGGGAUCCUGAAGAACUCCAACUGUGGAGCAGAAAUUGAUCAAUCUGACUUUGUUUUCAGGUGUAACCUUCCCCCCACUGUGGGAAGCAUCAGACAAGAUGUUGGCAGUAAAACAAAUCUUGUGACCAUCAACCCAAGCAUUAUAUCCCAGAAAUAUAACAAGCUGAAUGAAAAGAAGGCCACCUUCCUGGAAAAUAUUGCAAGCUACGGAGACGCUUUCCUUUUGUUACCAGCUUUUUCCUUCAGGAGCAACACUGCUGCUUCUUUCAAAGUACAUCACACUCUGAAGGAGUUCAGUGCAAAACAGAAAGCCAUCUUUUUCUAUCCCCGAUACCUCAGAAGUCUUGCCCAGUUCUGGAGGACUAAGGGAGUCAAGGCCUAUCGGCUGUCUUCAGGCUUUAUGAUCACCAGUGCUGCUUUGGAACUGUGUGAGAAUGUAAAGCUUUACGGCUUCUGGCCUUUCUCCAAAAAUGUAGCAGGUUCUCCAAUCAGCCACCACUACUAUGAUAACCAACUACCCAAGCCUGGAUUCCAUGCAAUGCCCAAAGAGUAUAACCAGAUUCUUCAGCUGCAUGGAAGGGGUAUCCUCAAGUUGCAAUUUGGCAAAUGUCUACCUGACUAAUACAAGUGAUGAUUGCCAAGGAAAGCAUUGGUAUGCACCCAAUGCAGUUCAAUGUUGGAUUUGAUCAAAUGUCCACUUGUGAGCAUAAAACUGUG